Molecule: messenger RNA, 1045 nt
Organism: Rhinichthys klamathensis goyatoka
Lineage: Eukaryota; Metazoa; Chordata; Actinopteri; Cypriniformes; Leuciscidae
Gene: plekhf2
Product: pleckstrin homology domain containing, family F (with FYVE domain) member 2
Exons: 2
Coding region: 209-946 (245 amino acids)
Molecular function (GO): phosphatidylinositol binding; metal ion binding
Source: RefSeq, a predicted model, not a curated record
GUUUACAUUCCCUGCUCCUGCCCUCUCAGCCAUAUUGAAACGGCAGUUUCCGUCUUUCCGACUUUGGCUGCCCGGGAAGGUGGCAGAAGAACUUCAAACUAACGCUUCUUGAAUUUGGAAUUUAAAUAUUUUGGUCGUUGGAAAACUUACCGGAGAUUGUGGCUUUGCGUCUACAGCCGUUGAUCAGUUGCUUUGAGGCGUCUGAAAGAUGGUGGACCGCUUGGCGAACAGUGAGGCCAACUCUAAGCGCAUCGGGUUUGUGGAAGCAUGCUUUGGCACUGCAGGUCAACCGCUGGCCAUCCCAGGCCGAGUGCUCAUCGGGGAGGGUGUUCUCACAAAGCUGUGCCGCAAAAAGCCCAAAGCCCGGCAGUUCUUCCUCUUCAAUGACAUCCUGGUGUACGGCAACAUCGUCAUCCUGAAGAAGAAAUACAAUAAGCAGCACAUCAUCCCUCUGGAGAGCGUCACCAUAGACACUGUGGAGGAUGAGGGCGAACUACGCAAUGGCUGGCUCAUUAAAACGCCCACCAAAUCCUUCGCCGUCUAUGCUGCAACAGCAACAGAGAAGUCCGAGUGGAUGAGCCACAUCAGCAAGUGUGUUUCGGACCUGCUGGAAAAAAGCGGGAAAUCUCCCACCGGCGAGCACGCAGCGGUCUGGGUGCCCGACUCGGAAGCGACCGUGUGCAUGCGCUGCCAGAAGAUGAAGUUCACCCCCGUCAACCGCCGCCACCACUGCCGGAAGUGCGGCUUCGUCGUGUGCGGCCCCUGUUCAGAGAAGAAGUUCCUGCUGCCCAGUCAGUCGUCCAAACCAGUGCGUGUGUGCGAGUUCUGUUACAAGCAGCUCUCCACAGGCGCCACCCUUCCCUCCCACUCGGACAGCCGGCAUGGUUUGGAGUUUUCCAGCAACAACAUGUCGGACGACGACGAUGAAGACGACAGCAGUGACUAAGGGUCACUUUUAGGAAUACUGACAAUUUACAGAUCAUAUCUUGAUAUUUUAGUCUCGCUAAUUUUCAUUCAGGGUUUGCAAAGGUUCCUGUGGCAAAAA